CCGUAUUAAGUCACAGUCUGGCAGGCUGCUUACCUUGCCCAAGUGGUUCGACCACUUGGUUAACCUCCAUCAAACGCAUCCACGGAAGGGAACGAAACGAAGAACCGAUGCUCAAGUUAAUCAAAAUGUCUGGAGCGAAUCCCCCUCGAAGCGUUACGCCAAACGCGCAGCAGGACUACGAUGUUACGCGUAUGCGAGAGGAAGACUUCGAGCGGCUGGCCGUCUACAUCGUGCCGGAUAUGCCCUGCGAGAAGGGUGUACCGGGACGGGCGGAAAAGACACUGCCCCGCAGCCUGACGCUCAAACCCUCCCUCGUCCUAUCGACGCCCACAUCCACGACUGAAGGGGUGUGGAGUACGGGUGUCAUCCCACGGGGUACCCGAUUCGGUCCGUUCGAGGGUGUCCGCACACCGAGCCAUCCCAGUGACAAACAGCUCUGGCGGUACUUUUGGAGGGUGCAGGAACUGCGACAUGUUUCCUACGGGAAUAUCAAGAUAUUCAAGGACAGUGAUUUCUACUAUCUGGACGGAUCGGACACGGCACAGUCGAACUGGAUGCGGUACGUGGCGUCCGCGUACAGCUUCUCGGUGAUGAAUCUGGUCGCGUGCCAGCAUCAGGAACACAUCUACUUCUACACGAUACGCGACAUCAUGCCGAACGAGGAGCUGAUGGUGUGGUACUGUCGCGACUUUGCCAAGCGGCUCGGGUACGACAUCGAUCCGGAGCGGGCGACCUACUCGAUCUGCCGCGAGGAGGUGGUGAAGAAGACGUACAAGCAACCCGUCCCACCGGAGGUGGCCUACAACCAUGUGAAGCACGUGAUGGGCCUCUACCUGCCGGCGAUGGUACGCAGUACGCCCACGCCGAGUCCUUCGCCACCUGCGCCCCCAACCAGUGGUCAUGUUCCUUCCGCCAAGCAUCACGCGCUGCACCAGACGGUUCUGCGGGAGCCCCGGAAUGGGGGGUCCGUGCCGGUGGGUGCAGCAGCUGGAGCCGAGGAGUCGCUGCGGGACCGAUCCCCAAUACGCAUUGUGAUUCGCGAGCAGAGUCCACUGCUGCGGGAAAGCGUGAAGGAGGUGGACGCAGACUCACCAAUCUCGCAGACGAAGGAGACCGCCUACGAGCAUCAGCUGACGCCGAACGACGGAUCGGUACGGUCGGAUGAGGGAUACCACAGCAAUGGGUACCAUGAGGAUGGGUUCACACCACCGGAGGAUUCGAGCGAUAGCGAAAGCGAACACAACUACGUGCUGGACUGCUCGAAGAAGGCGAUCGAACCGAAGGAGACGAGCGUGGGACAGCACAAGGUGAGCACGACCGAGCCGUGCGACAAGAACGAGUACCGGAAGGUAAAAAUGAAGAUGCCGCUCAAGUACGAGUUCAAGAACAACAGCAAGAACUUCAAGGUGGAACCCGAGCUGGAGGCAACCGAGCGGGAGGUGGAGGCCGUGGCAACGAUUGGGCCGGUGAGUGCGGAACCGAUCGGGACGGGUAUGCGCGAGGUAACACCUGCUACGAGUACCGUGAUUGUGCUGGACACAACACCGGAGACAGUUGUGGUCCCGCUGACGAAGAGCUAUUACGAGGCCGAGCCAACGUCAACGUCACCGGCGACCUUCAUCCGCUAUACACCGCCGAGCUCGAGCUCGAUCCUGGAGACGAUCCUGACCGGCAGCAGUCGGGCACCGUCCGCCGAUGAUCCACACCGGCGGCAGCCGAACGCGACACCGCCGCCGACCUCCCCAACCGAGAUGGCCUACUCGUACAAGAAGUCGCAACGCUACGGAACCGCCUGCAGUCCGGACUCAAGCUCCCAGAAUCCGGCGCCCGAACCACCCGAGCCCACCGCACGAUCUCAACCCCUCGAGCAGGAACCGAAGGAGGCGGAACACGCGGAACUCGCCCACCAUUUGCCCCAUCACCAUCUCCACCAUCACCCGCACCAUCACCACCUGCAUCAUGCGCAGCAUCAGCAACCGCACCAGAGCAGCCCGUACCACCUGGGACACGAUCGGCUGCACGAUCGAGAAGAGGCGGCUCCGUCUCCAUCACCCUCACCGCUCGUCUAUCCCGGCGAGCACCAUCAUCUGCAUCCGCAUCAUCCGCAUCACAGUGCGCACCAUCCGCAGCACCACCACAGGACCCACUCGCCCGUCCCGUACGAGUCGCCGGUACCGAGCUACAGCAGCAGCAGUAUCUACGCGGCAUCGAACGGGUCGGCUAGUGUGAUCAAUAGCGCUUCCAGCUCCACCUACAGUCCGCCACUGAACGGGGGACACUACGAGAGACUGACGACAUCGUCGACCACCCCGAUGCGCACGGUAUCGCCGGGUGUGCCCAGCGGUCCGCCCGGACCACCGCAACCGUCCGGGUUCGUGCAGCUCCAAUCCAAAGGUCAGCUCCCACUUGGACAUCCGCUGAUGCAGCCGCUGACACCGCUCACGCACAUGUCCCCCGGGCGCACGUCACCACCGAGCAGUCUCAGCCCGGACGGGGGUUCGUACAGCCGCAGCGGCAGUCCCAUGAGUCCGGGAAGUCCCAACUCGCGCGGUUACCGGAGUCUCCCCUAUCCGCUGCGCAAACGGGACGGCAAGAUGCACUACGAGUGUAACGUGUGCAGCAAAACUUUCGGCCAGCUGUCCAACCUGAAGGUCCACCUGCGGACACACUCCGGCGAGCGGCCGUUCAAGUGCAACGUCUGCACGAAGUCCUUCACGCAGUUGGCCCACCUGCAGAAGCAUCAUCUGGUGCAUACGGGCGAGAAGCCGCACCAGUGCGACAUCUGCAAGAAGCGGUUCUCGUCCACGUCCAACCUGAAGACGCACCUGCGUCUGCACAGUGGCCAGAAGCCGUACGCGUGCGAUCUGUGCCCGCAGAAGUUUACCCAGUUCGUGCACCUGAAGCUGCACAAGCGGCUGCACACGAACGACCGGCCGUACGUGUGCCAGGGCUGUGAUAAGAAGUACAUCAGCGCGUCCGGGUUGCGGACGCACUGGAAGACGACCAGCUGCAAGCCGAACAAUCUGGAGGAGGAGCUGGCGAUGGCCGCAGCGGCCACGUCCGAGUGUUUAGAUAAGGAUGGCCAGCCGGAUGGUGAAGGUGGUCGCGAGUUCUACGAGAUGUCUCACCUUCCAGCAACGACCUCCUCCUCCUCCGCCCAAUCUCAGUCCGCCGCUCACCCGCACCACCCACACCCGGGAAUGGCGCAUCACCAUGCCGAGCAGGUCAUACACAAGGUGUCGGCGGGCAAGAUCCAGCAGCAUGCGAACGGAACGGGUACCAGCAACAACAACAGCCCGAACAGUACCAACCACAAUCUACCGUCGUCGCCCCAUCUGCACUACGGUGGACAUCUGGUGCAAACGGCUCCGAACGGUGCGGGACCGGGUGGGUCGUCGGCAUCUUCCCAGCACGAGCCCCCCGCGAGCCGCCCGAGUGUGAUCGAGUCCAGCCAGCCGAUGGUGAUCGAGUGUACGUAGCGCGGUGUGAUACGACUCUUGGGGCAAUCCCGCCUAUGAGUGAGUGCUGAACCUAACCGAGAUUGAGCGAUAGCGCUGUCGAAACAAAGCAUAUAUUUAUUGUUCCGUGUGUGCGGGGAAGAUUGACGCUCUUCUUCUUGUUUUGAGUUUUUUUUUAACUAAUGAGCAUCACUGAGCAUAAGAAGUCGCAAUCGAGGAUGGAAGCCGUGGGGGCCGCGUAAUACUAUUAAGCUGUUAGCGGUAUACUAUUAAGUGGUCUUAAGCAAAAAAAACGUAACUUAUCCAGUUAGGUGUAACGAGUUGUUUUGAAGCAGGCUGGCGCAUGUAAAUAAUGGCUGUAAUUGCAUCCGUGGGGUGUUGUCGCCGGGAUGUCCCCGACCUAGGUUCGAAUUUGUGAUCAAAAUUUGUUUUUUGUGUCCCCAAGGGCAAGAAGGGGAAGGGGAAGGUAAUUUGUUGCCGUCGCCGUACCCCCCCUAGCCCAAUAAGACUCCCAGCGUUUUAUGCGUGCAAACUACGAGAGGGCUACCCCGAGAUAUACAUAUAAGCGUAAGAUCUACAUAAUUAGCAAAACGAAACGCAUCAAAGAUCAAAAUUGAAGUCUGAUAGCAAUUAGGGAUAUUUAGGUUGUUCGUUCGUUUCGCAAUCGCUCGUCGGUUUUCCCGCGCCGCCCGGUCGUUGCCCGGUGGGCGCGGGGUCACGGGCCAAACGCUCGAACCACUCGACUGACUGAUAGUUUUCCUUGCAGGUGCAGCACGCGGGAAGCGUGGGUCACCACCGCUGUAACGUACGAUUUACCUGUGACAGUGUUUUUGUCUCGCAUUGUUCCGUUUCCGUUGGGUUUUCUCUUUCGGUGUAAUAUUCGUUCCCGGAAAGGAAAACUAGGAUCUAGGUGUAAGUGAGAAUGGCCUGGGGUGACCUUUAGCAACACACACAUAUACGAGUGAAUUUGAAUGCACGCGGGGCGUUGGUGGGUGAAGAUGUUUACUAUUAAGCAUACCUUAAACUAAACUACACGAUACACACAUAUACACACAAUCCAACACACACAAACAUAAAUACAAACAGAGAGAGAGAGAAGGGUGGAUGGAUGUAAUUGAAAAUUACGAUUCACAAUUUAGCUGAAGAUCGGUGCUUUUUCAAUACCAGCGCAUUCAGGGCAGAGGUUUCGUCCUUUGCCUUGGAUCGCGGUACUAAUACUAUUACUCAGAGUUAAGAUUUAGAUUAAUGAAUAAAAUUAUAUCAAAAAAUUGAGAUGAGUAAGGCAAAAACACAGCAACAAAUUUAUAAAAGUAACUGGAGUAGGAGGGCAGUAA
Molecule: messenger RNA, 4792 nt
Organism: Anopheles moucheti
Lineage: Eukaryota; Metazoa; Arthropoda; Insecta; Diptera; Culicidae
Gene: Blimp-1
Product: PR domain zinc finger protein 1
Exons: 6
Coding region: 108-3479 (1123 amino acids)
Biological process (GO): cell fate commitment; regulation of transcription by RNA polymerase II
Cellular component (GO): nucleus; cytoplasm
Molecular function (GO): histone deacetylase binding; RNA polymerase II cis-regulatory region sequence-specific DNA binding; DNA-binding transcription repressor activity, RNA polymerase II-specific
Source: RefSeq, a predicted model, not a curated record